Cephus cinctus (wheat stem sawfly) is the source of this 4194-nucleotide messenger RNA. RefSeq lists its product as uncharacterized. Gene Ontology annotation, biological process: regulation of transcription by RNA polymerase II. Gene Ontology annotation, molecular function: RNA polymerase II cis-regulatory region sequence-specific DNA binding; DNA-binding transcription factor activity. NCBI's taxonomy places the organism in Eukaryota, Metazoa, Arthropoda, Insecta, Hymenoptera, Cephidae. The record is from RefSeq and is a predicted model, not a curated record. Bases 700 to 3030 code for a protein of 776 amino acids. The transcript has 8 exons.
AGAGGGCAGAGAGAGAGUGACAGAGAGAGGGGAGUAUGUGACUGCUGGAGGAUGCUCCUCUUCCUACUCUGUCUUCUUUCUAUUCCACUUGACUCUUUGCCUUAAGCCAUAUGACAAUUCUAUGAGAACUUUUCACGUAGAGACAGUACGGUCAUCUGUAACGGUAUAGACCAUCAAAAGCCAUCGGGUAUUUCCUAAUUACCGUUUCCUAGGAGGUUUCUUACGACCGUCGGUAUAUUGUCCAGGUUGGACCUAUCCCUCCCUUGUCGUCCCCUACGUUAAACCCCUCUAUCCCCUGCGCUUCCGUAAGCUCGCUUUGAUUGCGAGACUCAGGUAGUCGGGCAACUCGUUACUCCUCGGUUUCUAGUUCUCUACUACGAUCCUAGAGCGUUUUGUGUAACGUACAGUAACGUAUGUUGCUAGUAGCUGUCCAAAGCACUCGGGUUACUGCUUCGUUUAACUGUGGUUUUCUGAACUCGCGCUAUCCAUCAGUCGUCUUUACUUCCUAAUUAGUACCAUGGCUGGAAUUUACUUGGCGUGAUAGUCGCUUUUCCAGUUUACCAACCGGCACGUGUACAACUCAAAUGAACGCGUUGGCUUGGGGACGAUUCGUAAUGUCAACGGUAAACGACUCGCUGUUGCUGGGUCGGGAAGCGUCCUUCUGAAUCUUCUGAAAGUGUCUGUCUUCCUGUUGGAAAUAUGGAGGGCAGCGGCACUGGGAUCAGCAGGCUCGACUGCUACGAGGAUAUGUUCAAGGAGAUUACGAGGAAGCUCUAUGGAGAAGAUCCGGAUCAUAGGACGUCCAGCGUUCAGAACGAAUUUGAGACCUCGGUCUCUUAUAAAACUACUGACGAUGACACGGGUAAUGGUACUGACGGAAGUGAUGAUGGAAAUUGGACCUGCGAGGACGAGCCUCUAAAGGGUACUGACGGUAGCAGAAUUGCUGCCUAUCAUGCUGGAAAGACGACCUGGAGAUGCUACGAAUGUGGUGACUGUAUGGGAGGAGGACCUCGUGAGGUCGCCGAGCACUUCACGGAACUGCACUCGUCCAGGAUCAUUGGUGACGAUUCCAGGAAUAGACAUCACUCACCUAGAAAGGAUUAUCUACAAGCGGAAUUAAAGAUUGAGGACGUUGUUGCAUAUUUAGAAAGGGUACGCGAACGGGCUGAAAGAGCAGCGCCACCCUUACGUAGAACUCAGGAAACACAAACAGUACCUACUGCAUUGUUACCUCCGAGUUCAACCUUCCUCCUUCAAGAGUUACCUUCUACUCCAGCUCCGCAGCAUCUUCAUCAGAGCUCAGCCGCCAUGCCUACUUCAGCCGCCGCUUCCGGUAGUGGAAAACGAUACACUUGUCCGUAUUGCCCGUACGGAACCGACAGACGAGACCUGUAUACUCGUCACGAGAAUAUUCAUCGUGAGGAGAAGCCGUUUCAUUGUUACGUGUGUUACAAGCCCUUUAAUAGAGCGGAUCACGUGAAAAAGCACUUCCUGAGAAUGCAUCGAGAGCACCGAUACGAAUUAUCUAGGAUACGAAGACCAGCAGGCUCAGGGAACACGCCAAAGCCUCUUCAGCAAGAUUCCACUUCCGGUGCAAGUGGAAACGGAAACCAAACUCAUCACACGAAUUAUCCAUCGGGAUAUAAUAAUAAAGGAUACCAAUUACAACCAGCACCUGGUUCUGGAGGUGGUCUGUACCAGGCCACGAGUAUGCCUGCUCCUGGAAUAAUGCAACCUGACACUGGAUGCGGUAGACGGAUGCAGAACGGCGGAUGCAACAGCAAGAGUCACCUGAAGGGUGGGUCAAAGGGCGCCCAGGAAAGGAGGUAUACUUGCUGUUACUGCUCGUGGAGUGGAGUCGACAAUUGGUGCCUGAAACGCCAUUUGAACACACAUCUCAAGCCUUUCGCAUGUGCACUCUGCGAGUACAAGGCGGCCCGUGCUGAGCGAUUAGCUACUCACGUCUUGAAGGUCCACAACAGAAGGCAGUGUUCACGAUGCUCCUUCCUGGGUGAAGAUGCCGCGCAGCUGCAGGUGCAUCAACUUCACGUGCAUCGUGUUACCAGUGCAAAUGCACCGGCACCAACUGCUCCGCCAGCACCGCAGCAAAAUAAUCGUCAGCAGCAACCGUUGCACCCCGUCGGAGGAGGUCGACCUCCCCCAGGUCCACCAGUCUUCCCUGCUCCAGCGCCAGCGAUCGCACCUGCCACUACCGUCAUACCACCGACCACCAUACUCGGCCACGAGAUGGUAAACUCCCCUGCAACAGCAGGAAGCAUGACGUCGCCUAAGGAGGAGAGGCGCGUGUCGUACGAGGUCCGCGAGCAGUGCGGAUGCGAGUUCCUCGACGAGGAUGAGCUAGCGCUGCACCGCGGCACUACGUUACUACUAUCCACGGGAUAUCCCGGAUGUCGCGGUGAAGGUCCUAACCCCAAUUUUAAAUGCAGCGCCUGCGGGCUAAGCCGCCAGGGCAGGUCUAGAGGGACGGAGCGAGCACGCGGGACCCCGUCCUCUCCUCAAGGUAGCAAAACGGAAACGGAUAGCGGCAGAAUACUGAGGACAAGACCGGAACAGGAGGACUCCCUUCUUCUGCUGUCCAGCGAGAAACGCUCGCGGAAGCAGAGUCAGCCGCGUAAGGUAACGAUGCAGGACAUGGAGGACGAGGAGGAGGAGGAGGAGAUGAAGGAGAACCUCGAGGAGCGCGACUCGAGGCCAAAGACGCGACUGAAGAGGACAUCGUCCAGGGAGAAGGCGGCUCUGGAUCUUCGGGAAUUGCGGGAACGUUAUCUGGCGCAGCUGGUCUCGCGAAAAGGUCUCUUCAAGUGUCACUUGUGUCCACGGAAUUCGGCUGCCAGAGCCUUCCGCUGGGUACCCUAUCACACUAAGGCGUCCCUGGCUCUUCAUACGCUAUGGCGGCAUCGUCCAAGAAAGCGCAAUGGACCCCAGGACCAUCGCCGGAAGUCGCUGAGAUCCGCGCUGACCCUCAAGGCAACCGUCUACACGAGUUCCGGUUACACUUGUCAUAGAUAGCGAUUAAUAUCCCUGGAGAAUGCUGUGCGGCAUAUCUUGGAACUUUCGACUGGCGCAAUCUUCGCUCACUGAAUAAUGGAUCACGGGGACGUCCAAGGAAGUUCGUGGCUACGUCGAUGAAUUCUCCAGCAAUUAUUCUCUGUUAAGAAACUCUACAUUUAUCCAAUCGAUAUUGCGUCCUGAGUGACUCCGGUGACCCUGAUGCCGGAGAAUAUCGUGCGUGUAUCGUCAGAUUGUGAUUUUACAUUUGGACAAUGAUUCUUUCGAAUUCUUAUUAAUUAAGUGCGAAUAAGAGACAUCGAACGCGGUGUGCUAAGCCCUUAAGGCAAGAAUUACAAAUGACGGCGUAUCGAUGUCAUGGAAAUUACUCUUUGUACCAGUCGUAUAUAUGUAAAAUUCAUGUAAAAAUAGGUUAAGCCUCAAUGCUACCAGUACUCCUUUCAAGUUGAACGGCCGCCCUGUUGAUUCUUGAAAAAAGAAAAUUAUGAACACUGUAAGCAUUAUUAUAACGGUAGAAGCAUCUCAUGUAUAGGUACUCUAAUAGGAAACAAUACCUCCGGGAACUUUAAGUCUAAUAAAACGAAUGCUCGUGGAAUCAUUUUUCCCAUAAAGAACGUUACUCGGGCUACUAAGAGUAAAAAAAUAAGUGUAGAGGCCAAUGCGAAAAGAAAAAAAAAAGAAACAACGACCACGUAGCGAGCGACAAAGGCGAAGGAGAAAACUUGAAGAAAUAAUAAGGAUCGCGUGUCGUUCGCAGCCGUACGUGAAUCUAUGGUACAAGCAUUUCUUCUAUUUCCCUAGAGAAGAGAAAAGACGACGAUUUAAAGAGAAAAAGAAAGAAAAUUAAGUAAAGUGAAAACUACCUUAACGAUAAAUGGGCGCAAAAUAUUUUUCGUACGGUAUCUGAAUUGCUCGUCUUGUCUCUCUGUGUCGACUUUCGAAAGUGCGUUAAUCGAAAUAAUCAAAGCGUCCAGUAUACAUUUCAAGACCGUAAACACGUGGCGCCACUUGACGUUGCUCUCUCGAAAGACCCCUCGUAGCCGUUAAUGUAAUUUCGUUAUUGUACGUACUCGAUCGAGCAAGCAUCACUUUUAUAUAAUGCUAUUUGUACAAAACUAUUACCUUGUUUACGUUACUAUAUGAAAUAUAUUAUAUCUAUUAUAA